UUGGCGGGCGGCGCACGAGUCGAACUGUUCCCACGCGCGAUACGAUUUGCUCGCCGCGGUGUAACGUAACAUGAACGGGUCGCAUUUCUAUACGCGCCGCGCCUCGCCGCGCUCGCACCGCCGAUAACAUCUGCGAAACCGAUAUUUAGGCCGGCGAUAUCGUGAUAGGGUUCGAAUUCGUGCGCGACAUUUCGCCGGCUCCGCGCGGCCAUGUGAUCGCUCCCCGACCGAUGGGAGCGAAAAUCGAACAAAAAAGCCGCCUGCUAAUGUCUACCCCUCCCGGCCGUAACAAAAAAGGGAUAAAAAGGUUAUUCCUGGAAUGCACACAUGUGGACGCCGGGUAAUAGUGGGUGCUCGUAUUGAAUCCGCAGUGUUAGCACGAUGCCUCGGAGGAGCAGGUGGAUGCAUCUGGCGGCGGGCGUCGCGCUCGGCGUCACCUUCGGCAUAUUCCUCAAGUUGUGUUUAAGGACCUCGUCCAGGACUACUAUAGAGGCAUGUCCGGAAUCGGCCAAACUGGUAGCCGAUCCCGACCCCCUCGCCCUGAUAGGGCUGAUGCCCAAUGAGACUGUUCACAACUCGAACAGGACAUUAGUGUUCGUGGGUGUUAUGACAGCUGAACAAUAUUUAGGGUCGCGAGCGAAAGCAGUGUACGAAACUUGGAGCCAGGACUUGCCUGGUCGGAUCGCGUUUUUCAGUUCUGAAGUGUCGCGUGCGCCGGGCUUACCUUUAGUUCCCUUGCGUAAUGUGGACGACAGUUAUCCUCCGCAGAAGAAGUCUUUCUUGAUGUUGCUGUACAUGUAUGAGAAAUAUGGGGAUGCGUUCGAGUGGUUCAUGCGUGCGGACGACGACGUGUAUGUGAGGGGUGAUAAGUUAGAGGAGUUCUUGCGUUCGGUGGACAGUAGGAAGCCUCAGUUCAUAGGGCAGGCUGGCCGAGGGACAAGUGACGAGCGGGAUGCGUUGGCUCUGGACUACAACGAGAACUUCUGCAUGGGCGGGCCUGGCGUGCUGUUCUCCCGGGAGACACUGAAGCGGGUGGCACCGCACGUGAAGUACUGCCUGAAGCACCUGUACACCACGCACGAGGACGUGGAGCUGGGCCGCUGCGUCGCCAAGUUCGCCGGGGUGUCGUGCACGUGGAGCUACGACAUGCAAACGAUUCUGCACCACAACGGCAGCGGCGCGCUGGCAUACACAGGCAGGUUGAAGAACAGGGAGGUGCACCGAGCCAUCACGCUGCAUCCCGUCAAAGAUCACCGGCAGAUGUACCGGAUACACUCUUAUUUUAAGAACCUCCGAAUCCAAGAGCUUCGAGAACGUUCCCUGGACUUGCACCGGGACAUCGCAUCAGCCAUGCGCGAGCUGGACGUGCCUGAAGACCUGGUGGCGAACUACCAGCUGCAGGAGGGGGUGCCGCUGUUUCCCGCCAAGAUCGGAGAGACGGAUUACUUGGGGAAUAAUAAGAUAUUGGGAGCACCGAUAGACAUGAACCGCUACAAGGCGAACACGGUGGAGGACAUCGUGCCGUUCGAGUUCAUCAGCAAGUCGCUGUACUCCGCCGCGCACUCCAACCCCAAGCGCCGCAUCGAGGGCCCGCUGCGGGAGGCGCUCGAUGAUGUCAUUAGAGAGGUAAUGGAGAUAAUAAACGCGCCGUCCCGUCAGCGCGGGCGCGUGAUCGACUUCAACGAGCUGCUGUACGGCUACACGCGCCUGCAGCCGCUGCACGGCGCCGACCACGUGCUCGACCUGCUGCUCAAGUACAGGAGGUACCGGGGGAGGAAGAUGACGGCUGCCGUCAGGAGGCAUGCUUAUCUGCAGCAGAGUUUCACUGGUAUGGAAAUCAGAGAACUGCCAAUGGGAGAUCCACCUCCUUUCGAGGAUCCAGAAGUUUUAGAAAAGGCUGAUAUUAACCUUAACCCAGAGUACGAAGACUUCGACGAAUCGCGACAACAACAAGACGGUAUCUUAGACAAGCUAAACGUUAGAGAGGCUCUCGAGAGUGGACUCAUGAAGCUGCAAAACUUGCCUAAUGUACUGAAGUGGGGAGAUGAUGGCGCUGAAGAUUACCCAGUCUACGACAGACGAAUACAUUUCAUACUACCUCUGUCCGGCAGACAAGAAACCUUCGGAAGAUUCAUGAGAAAUUACGAAGAUAUCGUACUCAAAACCAAUGAGGCUGUGUCUUUGAUAGUUGUAGUGUACCUAGAUACUAACAACCCACUAGACUAUAAGAACACAGAAAACUUAGUCAAAUACUACGUCGACUUGUACGGUAAAGACAUAAGAGUUGUGUCGAUGGGCGCGGAAACUUUCUCAAGAGGUGCAGCGCUAACAGAAGGACUCAAGUUAUGCUCGGAUGACGAUUUAGUAUUUUUCAUCGAUGUCGACAUGAUGUUUAAUUUCGAUACUCUUAGGAGAAUAAGGAUACACACUAUUAAAUAUCACCAAGUAUAUUUCCCAGUAGUGUUUAGUGAGUACAAUAAUGAAGUGGUGAACAGUGAUGAUUAUAACAAACUCAUAGGUGACACUGUUGCGGAGGAACCUACUUUUGACGAAAUGGACGAAAAUGAAGAGAUAGUAGAAGAAGAAAUUAAAUCUGAGAGGGAAUUGAUUAACUUAAAGUACACUAAAGAAAUAAGCAAUGAAAAUGGUUACUUUAGACAGUAUGGAUUUGGUAUUCUAGCUAUGUACAAGUGUGAUUUCGAACGAGUUGGUGGAUUUGAUUUGAAAAUCAAGGGUUGGGGAAUGGAAGACGUUCAAAUGUUCGAAACAUUAAUCAAAUCGAAUUUAUCUGUAUUUAGAACGGCAGACGAUAGUCUAAUACAUAUUUUCCACGCUGUGAGCUGUGAUAAGACUUUGGAAAGGCCUCAAUUUUUAAUGUGCCUCGGUACGAAAGCCUCUACUUACGGUAGUGAGAAGCAGAUGAUUUACUAUAUGUUGAAUCAUCCUGAGGUGUUGUGGCCUGAGGAGAGUGAGAUAGAUGAGAAAAAGAUUGAGGAGGAGAAGAAAGCUGAGGAACUGAAGAAAGAAGAGGAACAGAAGAAGAUAGAAGCUGAGAAGAAGGCUGAGGAGGAGAAAAAAGCUAAAGCUGAGGCUGACAAGAAAGCAGAACAAGAUAAAAAGUCUGAAGCAGAUAAGAAGGCUUCGGCGGAAAAGAAAGUUGAAGCCGAUAAAAAGUCAGAUACAGAAAAUAAAGCCUCAGCUGAAAAGAAAGUCGAGGAAGAGAAAAAAGGUGCUAGAUAGUACAGGGUUUAAAUAUGAACUAGAUAUUCGGUGCAAGUGAACUAAGUGAUUUGUAUAAAUAUGAGUACGAAUUCUAGUAUUUUUUAAAAUAGUUUUUGUUGUCCUUUUCUGUACAUAUUAAGCUAGAAAAGGGAGUCCUGUUUUUUAUAAGAUGUAAAUUAUAAGAAACUUUUAUAAUUUUUGUCUUAGGAGAUUGAGACGUGAACGAAUUGACGCAACAAAAUCGCAAAUCCGAUUUCGAACGAUAAAUUACUUUUUUGCUAUUAAAUGUGAUUUUAGUAUUAAGAAUUCUUGUAUAAAGUUAUAUAUCUUUAUAUUAUUGUUACUCUAGCUUGCGUCAACAUAUCAAUUGUAUAUUUUAAUCCUAUUUUUAUUGAAGAUUCCAUAUUGAAAUGAUGCAUUUAAAUCUAUUUUAUUUAAUUUACUCUCUACGCUAUUUAUUUAUAUAUAUUUUUGUUUCGUCCCUGUAGCCUAAUUUAUAAUAACCACUAUGUUAUUCCAAUCCAACUGAAAAUGUAAUUAAUCAAAGUAUCCAAUUUAUAACGUACUAUAAGCAUUUACACUUUAGCCUCAUUGUCCAUUAUUUCGUUAUUUUUUUGUUAAAACUUUUAGAAGACGAAUUCUCCAAUUUAUAUUUGUUCUAUAGUUGUUUUUAUAACAAACAGUUCUUUAUAUAAAUGUAAGUUUUUUUAGGAAUUGUUGAAUUUAAAAUCCCAUGCCAUUUUUUUACGAGUAAAGUUUAUGAGAACAAAAACAUGAUUUGAGUUAAAUAUUAAUAUAAAAUUCAUUUACGUUUUAUAUAAAUAAAUUGAAAAUUUUCGCAGAAUAUACACUAUGUUACGGUACGUUUUAGUGGACAAACGGCUUUAUAAUAUUUUAGAGUAAAAUAAUAUCUUUGUUCCUAUUGCAAACAAAUUAAAUAUAACGAUUAUUUAGUUUUUAUUAUACGACAUAAUCUAUACCUGCUUACAGGUGUUGCUCUUUAAUAUUUUAUUUAUAUUGUUAAUCUUCUCUAUUAUAUUAUAAACUAUUGAAAUUAUAUCAAACAUAUUUUAGUCUAAUGACAUCAAUAACCGAAACAUAUAUUUAUUGAAUUACAUAGCUAUGAAAAAAUAUUAAGGCGGAUAGGAUUGGUAUAAAAUAAAAAGGUACAUAUUGGAACUUAAAACGGCUCAAAAUAGCCAAAAUCAGGCUUAAAAUUACUAGCCUGUAUAUAGCAUAAUAAACUAGAAUAAUACUUCACUGCCACAAACAAGCCUCAAGCAUUUCAAUAGAUAUUAUUUCCAAAAUAUUUAAAAUCCUUUUAAUGUUUAUCUUUUGUAUAAAAUCUUUCUUUUGUCAUCUACAGUCCAUGUCAUACAGAAUACUCGAAACUUUGGUUGUGACAAAGCUUAUUUAUGAAAAAACUAUAAAUAAGCUCGUUCGGAAUAGGCAAUACCACUUAAAAGGCAAUAUUACUUACUUUACUUUAUUAAGGAGAAAUAUUGUGGAUGAUGUCAGGCUUAAACGACAAUUUAUAAAAUGGCGUAAAUGUUUUUGCAUAAUCACGAAUUUAAAUUAACCUAACAAUCGCCUCACCAAUAUAAUUUUAGUUUUCUUUAGAAGAAAACCAACACCCUAAAUACGUGUUUGAUAAAUAUCGAAUUGACAUUUGUAAUCGCUAUGAAACGCAUGACAUUAAAUAAUAAAUAAUCGGUUUUAAAAAAACAGAAGCAUGAUGGAGUAUCGCAAUAAAUUGCCAUCAAGGGAUAUCGAGUUACGUAAACACAAGGGCGUAAAUGUAAAUUUGGUCUUUAUUCAUUUAAACCUGGCAUCAUCUUACGAACUAGUGAUCCGUCUUUGUCUCCAACCCAGUGCUCUAUCAUAAUACGUAAAACUAAGUAUUAUUUUUAAAUAAAUGUAAAUAAUCAUGUACAUUUUAUUAUUGUGCUCACUAAGUGCCAAUCCCUAGUAUUAUAAGUAGAACAAUGAACGAUAAACAACACAUGUGUACUAUAUUGAAAUUAUUUCAUGUCGAUAUUAGAAAAAACUAAAUUUGAAAUUGCAUUGUGAUUUGAAAGUGAUGAAAUUAAUUGAAAUAGUACCUAUGGAAAAUAAAUAUAUUUUGUGAUGAAUUA
This is a messenger RNA of Helicoverpa zea (corn earworm), 5357 nucleotides long. RefSeq names its product chondroitin sulfate synthase 1 (gene Chsy). The record is from RefSeq and is a predicted model, not a curated record. Gene Ontology annotation, cellular component: Golgi cisterna membrane. NCBI's taxonomy places the organism in Eukaryota, Metazoa, Arthropoda, Insecta, Lepidoptera, Noctuidae. Bases 382 to 3240 code for a protein of 952 amino acids. The transcript has 7 exons. Gene Ontology annotation, molecular function: glucuronosyl-N-acetylgalactosaminyl-proteoglycan 4-beta-N-acetylgalactosaminyltransferase activity.